CGCAGGACAGAGACUAGGGUCGCCUGUGAGGCAUGCCGCAAGAAAAAGUCAAAGUGCAAUGCCCAGCGGCCAACCUGCAAGGCCUGCGAGCUGCGCGGGACUGAGUGUGUCUACGAUGCGGAUCCAACCGAGACACGCGGCCAGGCGCUGAAGCGCAAGCUGGACGCGCAGGAAGAGGCGCGCAGCGUGCACGAGGAGUUCCACCAACUGCUUCGCUACCGCCCAGAGCCUGAGGUGGCCGAGAUCCUGCGCCGCGUCCGCGCCGGCGCCAGUGUCGAGGCCGUGGUGAGCCAAGUCCGCUCGGGCAGCCUGCUCCUCCAACUGGCUGUCAGCCCCGAGAGGCGCCAUCAGUACGGCCUGGGCCGCGUGCUCGACAUCCCCGACUUCCUCAGGUCCGCCGGCAACCCGUACACGAUGUCGCUCGUCUACCGCAAGAGCUUCGAUCCCAAAUGGCACUGGUCGUCGCCGCCUGACCUCCCGCCCAGCGUCCGCAACUAUCGCGCCCUGUACGAUGCGCCCUUCCACGCUGCGCAGAUGGUUGAUGCCGACAUCGAUGCGGCCAAGCCGUCGACCUGGACGCUGGUCUCGUCUGAUGACGAGCUGAUGCGAGCUCUUCUCAAGUCCUACUUCACAAACGAAUAUCUCUUCUUUCCUCUCUUCCACAAAGACUCCUUUCUCCAAGACAUGAUCUCCGGCCGACGCCGUUUCUGCUCGCCACUUCUCGUAAACGCCGUACUCGCGGCCAGCUGUCAUGGCUACAGCAAACUCCCGGACCGGUCCGAGUUCUGGAAUCCCACGUCUUUAACUUACCGCUUCAUGGCUGAGACGCGGCGCCUCUGGGAGCUGGAGACCGACGAAAAGUCGAUUACUAGAAUACAGACUGCCAUGGUCCUCCAAAGCCAGUACAACAAAAACGGGCUGGACAAGAUAGGUUGGUCUUACUGCGUCCAAGCGGUAGCCGCGUCCGAGGAAAUGGGCCUCUUCACCACCUAUCUCCGUCCCAAGAGUCGAAAGUGGAGGGUCGUGCAGGCAAUGACAGCAUGGAUCGUGUUUACACGCCAAGGUAUUGUGUGCUUCCAUUUUGAUAGGCCACCGCUCGUUACAGCACCCCCUACGUUGGCACUCCCUGAAAAUCCAGAGGCAUAUGGAGAGGUCUGGGUCAAGUAUCCCACAACCUCCAUGCCGGUGCCUCUCCACUUUGGCCAGAUCUUCAAGACCACAACCGAGUUUCGCACCAUCGCGAGCGACAUCAUAUGUAGCGCAUUUCCUUCAUCCUCAGCAUCAGAAGGGAAGAAGAAACUACCUACGGUAGCCCAAGCAGCAGAGUACCGUUCGAGGCUCCGGAAGUGGUACGAGCAAUUACCAAAUUAUCUCAGCCCACAGAACCUGAUCCUUCCAAUACAUUUCGAUAUCCAUCUGCACUAUUGGUUCAUCACGGCUCGGCUAUUUGAACAAGUCAACGUUGUAGAGGAAGGUGAAGCCGCAGACUCUCCGCUAAUGGAAGAGAGCGUUGGUGAGAUAGUCACACAUGCGCUGGCAAAUCUUCAAACACUCAUCCGGCUCUACUACUCCUGCCACGGCGGCGACGCACACAACCUGUUUCACGUUGCCAUGUGCUCGUACGUCGGCUUCGGCGCGCUUCAUGCCAUAUCCCUGUUAGACGAGUCAGCCUCCACCAUUCGCGAAGGUUACGAGUCAACAGUUCUCCUAUGCGCGGGCGUCCUUCACGACCAGAGCACCAACACCCACCUGUCCGACAUUGUCUUCCGCCUCCUGCAGCGGAGCCUUCCGGCCGCCGUGGCCGCCCAGCUAGUCCGCCUUUUCCAUAUCAGCGACGCGAACGAGACAAAGAUGGCUUUCAUAUCGCGCUACGCUCAAUCGUCCUGGCCAGUGAGCGUGGCAUUGAAGCCUAAUGACACUGAA
Molecule: messenger RNA, 1923 nt
Organism: Trichoderma atroviride IMI 206040
Lineage: Eukaryota; Fungi; Ascomycota; Sordariomycetes; Hypocreales; Hypocreaceae
Biological process (GO): regulation of DNA-templated transcription; DNA-templated transcription
Molecular function (GO): DNA-binding transcription factor activity, RNA polymerase II-specific; DNA binding; zinc ion binding
Source: RefSeq, a predicted model, not a curated record